AUGAAUCAAAUACAAUUAUUACCCGAUGAUCACAUUGAAGAUCUUGACUAUGUGAAUCAGGAAGCAAGCAUCAUAUAUGACUAUGAAGAAAGCCAGAUCAUUGAUGAACCAGAGGUCAGUGUCAGCAGAUUGGAACCUUCUGAGAACAGUGUGCUUGACACUUAUGACAGUGACUACGAGGAGGGAGAGAGUGUCCAUGAAGAUUUGGAUUCUGGUGCCCCAAGUAUUCCUGGCCUUUUGGGCCCUGACGUGAAAGAAGGUCUUCCAACAUGCCUUCUGUGCACCUGCUUGGGUGGGUCUGUCUACUGUGAUGAUACAGAUAUCAAAAACAUACCUCCUCUUCCGAAGGACACCACCCACUUCUAUGCACGUUUCAACAAGAUCACCAACGUAAAGAAAGGAGAUUUCGAUGGGCUAAAUCACUUAAAGAGGAUUGACCUAACAGGAAAUAGGAUCUCUUCUAUUGAUGAGGAUGCUUUAAGGCAGCUGCCAGAACUGGUGGAUCUGAUGAUUGCUUCAAAUGAACUUGUACAGCUUCCAGAGCUUCCCAACACCAUGGUCAACAUUGAUGCAAGUUACAAUAAACUACACAGCAAUGGGAUAAAGAAAGAGGCAUUCAAAGAUAUGAAUAACCUCGCAUUUUUGUACCUGGCUGGCAAUGCACUGAGUUACGUCCCCCUUCCACUGCCUGAAAGUCUUCGCUCUCUUAACCUGCAGAACAAUAACGUUCAGCAAAUUGACGAUGACACUUUCUGCCAUUCCAAGGAUAUUUACUAUGUUCGCAAGGCUCUUGAGCUCAUUAGGCUGGAUGGAAAUCCAAUAAUCCUCAGCAAAACUCCUAAUGCCUAUAUUUGUCUCCCUCAAGUGCCCUACGGGAAAUAUUAACAAUCUGUAAUUCUGUCCACAAUGUGUGGAAACUCUUUUGACAGCAGGCAAAGGUCUUAAAGUUAUUGUGCUUGGGAUUUUCAAUGGCAAACCAGUCUUUUUUCAAGAAAUUUAUUAAAACAUAAUCAGGCCAACUUAAAAAUAAUUGCAAUCAAGAACACUGUUCAAAGUAAUUCUAUCUGAAGAGCUGGGCAAUAAGAGAGGGGGAAUGUUGUAAAUGUUUAAAGCUAAAUAAUUUUCAAGCCCAAUCUGUACUGAACAUGCACAAAAACAAUAAAUUUAAUGUGAUUGAUACACACUUGUUGCUCAUUAAGCAGUAAAUUCUAUCAUGGAUUUUUUUCAACUUUUUUCACUUUUUAAAUCUGACUCUAUUGAGCGAGAAAUUUAAUGUUUUCUUAAAUAUUUCUUUAAAGCAUUUUGCAUUAUUGUUAGUCCAGUGGACCCGAUCUUUUUCCAUCUGCCUUGUAACUUUUACUCAUAACUGUACUGCAGCACAAAUAAAUGGCUCAUUAAUAUUUUAUUUUAAAGGUCUCUUAAUAUUAAAGUAAAUGAAUCUUGUUACAUGCAAC
Mobula hypostoma (lesser devil ray) is the source of this 1454-nucleotide messenger RNA. RefSeq names its product epiphycan-like. Gene Ontology annotation, cellular component: extracellular matrix. The transcript has 6 exons. NCBI's taxonomy places the organism in Eukaryota, Metazoa, Chordata, Chondrichthyes, Myliobatiformes, Myliobatidae. Gene Ontology annotation, biological process: articular cartilage development; bone development. The record is from RefSeq and is a predicted model, not a curated record. Gene Ontology annotation, molecular function: protein binding. The coding region runs from base 1 to 885 and encodes 294 amino acids.